AAACAGAAAAUGUCAUGGAGACUGUUACCCUGGCAAUAUUGUCAAUGCAGUGAAGGGAGGAGGGGUAAAUGAAAUCAGAGCAACCAGACAAUCACAACAAUGUGAGAAAUGCCAGAGACCACGAAAAGAAGGAGAAUAGUUGAAGAGGAAGAGUGAUAAAUGAAGAUGGAAAAAAUGAAAAGCUCUUUAAAAGUGCCACAGGACAUGCAGUGUGAGGUAGACAUGGAUCUUCUUUGCUGGGGAAGUGGGGAGCUUGGACAAACUGGGCACGGCAGGCCAGAGGUCAUUCCUCCAGAGGAGGCACUUCUGAAAGAGUUUGCAACAUCUGGGCUGGGCAGUGUAAAGCUGCUGGCAUGUGGAUCCAGUCACUCUGUUGUGGUUACAGUGGAUAACAAGAUCUUUGCAUGGGGAAAUGGCACCAGUGGACAGUUGGGUAAUGGAGAGAGGGCAGUAAAAAACCAGCCAGUCGAAGUCAAAUUGCCACAGGAACUAAACGUCAGAGGAAGUCACCUAGAUGGGAAUUUCGCCAAUGUAGUUGGUAUAGCCUGUGGAAGCCGACACUCCUUCAUAUGGACUGAAACUGGGCAGGUCUACAGUUUUGGGAACAACUUUUAUGCUCAGCUAGGUUAUGACUUCCAGAGGGCUGACUUCAAAGAGAACCAGCUGGCACCGUGUUUGUUCCAGAAUCUUCCAUCAUCUCUGAAAAUAUCCCAAGUGGCCUGCGGAGAGCGACACACUCUGUUUGCUCUGGAGGAUGGCAGUGUGGCGGCAUGUGGCCAAAAUGAUUAUGGACAAAUUGGCAGCGGCUCUAAUGAAAAUGCGGUUGUUCCCCGCUUUGUGGAGCGUGUGGACCAUGUGUCAAAGGUCACCUGUGGGGCAAACCAUAAUCUUGCACUGACAGGUGAUGGAAAAUUGUUUCAGUGGGGAUGUGGACGGGCAUGUGGAAGCACAAAGGGAAACAUCCUGUCCCCAGAGGAAGUGACGCUACCGGAAUCACCAGUGAAAGACAUUGCCGGCGGAUGUUGGCACAGCCUUCUUCUAACAGAUGGUGGGAAUGUCUUCUCCUGGGGGAUGGGGCAAGAGGGACAGCUUGGACUCGGAGAGGACAGAAUGCAUGUAUCGACUCCUUGUCUUCUCAACUCUUCGCAGCUUUCUGAGGUCUCGCAGAUACGAGCUGGGGACAGCUACAGUGCAGCUGUCACAGCAGGUGGAGAUCUGCUUCUCUGGGGUCAGAUCCCCUGUGUUUCCUGGGUCACAUAUCAUGCAGGCCCCAAAGGGCUCUGGACCCCCCAGGCUUUUCCUCUGGCAGGCCAAAAGGUGAUCGAUGUUGCCUGUGGUGCAUGGCACAUCAUGGCUCUCACCACAAAGAGCAGAAAGAAGAACAGACAGUGUGCUCACCCAGAAACUCAAACUCACUUCAGAGACCUUCCUCACUUCAGAGACCUUGUCAGAAAACCCUCACCAAUAGAACACACAGAGAAAGAAAACACGGCACAGGGCUCCAGACAUGUCCAACACAAACUGGUUCAAGGUCCGGAAAGUCCAGAAGGCUUUGAGGAGCAAGAGACAGAUGAAGAAAGUGAAAGUGCAGAGGAAAAAGAAAGACAUGAACAAAAACCAUACACAGAUGAGGCAAUGUCUGCAACAGAAACGGAUGGGACAGGAAGUGGCCACUCAUCAAUCAAAUCCAAGCAGGGGGAUGAUACAGAGGGUUGUCAGACAGCAGUCAGACAGCAAGCAAUGCAGGCCCACUGCUGGCACUCUCCCCCAGCUAUCAAAGGAACAACAAGCUCACAGUAGAAUUUCAUCUGGGGCUCAAAAGAGAAGAUCAUAUCUGACUAAAUCAGUUCAAAAAUCUGAAGGCGACAGCAGCAUUUUGCAGAGCCCCAAGCUCAGGCCUGCACCCAGACCUCCUGUAAAAUGUCCUGGAACUCAAUUUGUAACCUCUUGUCACCAUCCAAGAA
Messenger RNA from Oreochromis aureus, 1964 nucleotides. RefSeq names its product ultraviolet-B receptor UVR8-like. The record is from RefSeq and is a predicted model, not a curated record. Lineage: Eukaryota; Metazoa; Chordata; Actinopteri; Cichliformes; Cichlidae. The coding region runs from base 160 to 1800 and encodes 546 amino acids. The transcript has 15 exons.